Vitrella brassicaformis is the source of this 1282-nucleotide messenger RNA. Lineage: Eukaryota; Vitrellaceae. The record is from the annotation of a GenBank genome assembly.
CUUCGAAACGCUCGCCGAGUGUCCACCAUGGGCAACAGGAGCAGCAGCUCAGGCGGCGGUCCAGCCACUGUGACGUCAGCAGGCUCCGAGACCGAGAUCAAGCUGGUGAGCGACAUCACCAGCGAGAGAGUCCGCAGAGGAUUCAGACAACACUGCAACCGGGACGGCAAACUCGACAAGCCCACCUUCAACGCAGCACUGUCCAUCCUGGUGGGCGGAUGGGUGCAUCCUCCCAUCACACACGAACGAGAUCUCUCUCUUGCCUUUUGAAUGUUUGUGCAUCAGGAAGAUCUGGGUCUGCGGCGGUUGCGUGAGACUCCCUUGGGCGAGCGGCUGUUCAGCCUGUUCGACAGGGAUGCAAGUUCUGCGGUGGAUGAAGAAGAGUUCGUCAAAGGCGUGUCCAUCCUGACAAGCGACAGCCAACCGCAGAAGAUUGACCGUAGGCAGCCACUGCACAGACGGAGUUGAUUGAGGCACAGAGUGUCGUCUGUUGUGUGUGCAUGGUAUUGUGUCAGUGACGUUCCAGGCGUAUGACACGCGCAAGGACGGGCGGAUAUCGAAGGCCGAUCUGGUGGACAUCCUGCAGGCAAGCUGGCUGGCGGCCUUCAGGUGACUCCCCUCCCUCACCCACCCCCUUGCUGACAUGCACACGCACUUCCCCUGUGUCGUCCCUCCCUUCGUGCAGGUUUCUGGCUGAGAAGCUACGUUCGUCUUCUCAUGGGUCGUCUGACGGCAAGCCCUCGUCGAGACAGAUACAGGACUUCGCCAAGAAGAACCUCAGCAAAUUCAGGGAGGCGACCGAGCGCUCAUUUGAUCGAUACGACCCCUUGCGAACUGGGGUAGGCAAACGAGGCAAGGCGGACGGGAGACAAACAUGGCAGAGGAGGAGAAUGAUGUGCCUGUAUGGGUCUCUCUCUGUAGUACCUGGAUCGUGCUGCGUUCGAGCAGUGGGCAUCCCAGGACCGGACAAUCAGCGCCAAGUAUGGGAGCCACGCCAUGCAGGUGCGUGAGCCAAAGAGGGAGGGAGAAAGCCAACAGGCUGAUCGAUAUCUCCCCUGUUGUCCUUACUUUGGUGUGCCAGGUAGCUGUGACGUUUCUGAAUAUCGAGAAGCCGCCUCUGUAUCCGAGCCUGUAGUCGGUCGGUCGAUCUGUGUGUCGACUUAUGCAUUGUAUGACGCCAUUGUCUCUUGGAGCGUCGUGCCAGACAUACAUGGCAUUCAUGUAAUAUGCGAUGAAUCCAUCAGUCGUCUGUAUCAUAUAUAUGUACACACCUCACUGGUCC